AACUUUCUUGUUCGAAGAAACUUCCAAAAGCAAAAAUGGCGUUUGUUUUCACUUUAAUCUUCAGAUUGAGAGCAGAACAGAAGAGAACAGACCAACUGUAAAUUCAACUGUGGAUUAUAAUUCGUUUCCUAACUGACUUCCCACUUCAUCAUCGAUCAUUCCCAUUUAGCUCAAAAAAGUCGAAACGCAACUUCAAAUCGCCAUCAUUACCAUCCCAACCCACCCACCCACCCACCAACAAAAAUAAUUUCAAUUCAAAUUCAUUCCAUCGCCAUUUCCAAUUCACCACAAUUAUUGCUCCAAUCUUCUUCCCCCAACAGUUUUCGCGAUUUUUUUUUUUUUUUUUUCAAUUUUAUAUGGAUCCCCUUCUUCGCCCCCACCAAAUCAGUUAUGGCAAAAAGUAGAACCCUCAGAAGAACAGCACCCGCAUUGUUGCAAUGGGGAAGACGGAGGAUGACGAAGGCUUACCGAGUACAGCAUCUAAUGCGCAGGGUACAACCCGGGGAUGGCCGGCCUGGAAAAUUAGGGUUCAUAAUUUUGUGGAUUUCAGAUGUGCUUUCGUUCUGUUGCUUGCUGUUGCAGUUACUCUUUCUGCUGUCUUUUGGCUGCCAUUUUUCCACCCCGAUGAAUAUCAGAAAGCUCUGGAUCUCGAUUACGCAGUAACACCGGCAUUCGAACUCCGGCCAGGUCGCGACAUCGUGGCGAGCUUUAUGCUGCGACAGCCGGCGUCGACAUUGGAAGACCGUAUCCUUCAACUCGAAGGCGACAUCUUCGACGAAAUGAGCUUCUCGACGGUUAAAGUGGAGAUAAUAUCGCUAGAAUCAGCUUCGGUUCGACCAAAUGUUACGAAGGUUGUGUUUGCAGUGGAAGCAGACGAGACGGCGCAAAGUCUAAUCCGAGCGUCGUUUACGUUUUUGAUCACCCGCCAGUCGUUUCUCCGGUUGGGUUCGUCGUUGUUUGGGAUGCCGUUUUCCUUCGAGGUUCUUAAGUUCCGCGGAGGGAUCACGGCAAUCCCUGACCAGAAGGCGUUCCUCGUCCAAAACGUACAGAUACUUUUCAACUUCACGCUGAAUUCCUCAAUCGACGAGAUACUCGACAAUUUCGACGUGCUCCGGAGCGAGCUCAAGAGCGGGUUGAUUCUCUCGCCGUACGAGAACUUGUACAUACGGCUGACGAAUCGGAGGGGCUCGUCCGUCGCUCCGCCCACGACUGUCCAGUCGCAAGUUCUUUUAGCUGUGGGGAUUAAUCCGUCGAAGACGAGGCUAAAGCAAUUGGCGCAAACGAUCACCGACUCGUACGGUAAGAAUCUCGGUCUGAAUAACAGCGUGUUCGGACGGGUCAAGCAAGUCCAGCUUUCGUCGAUACUCCAACACUCCCUCGGCGGCGGUGGAAAUAGUUCGUCUCUGUCUCCGUCGCCAUUGCCGUCGCCUUCCCCGUCGACUCUGCCGCCAGCUCAGCACCGUGGUACCCGUCUCGCUCCGAACCAUCCUCCGUCGCCGUUGCCUGCUCCGGGACGGGAUAGUCCCGGAGCGCCGCCACCUUGCCCUUUCGAACAUAGUUACCAGUUUCCACGCAACCACGAUAAGCAUUUUCAUGCUGCUCCGGUUUACGCCCCGGCUUCCCGUCCCCCGAAAGUGUCUCCGGUUCCUGCAGCAAGCCAUCGAUCAAAAGAUCGAAUUCAAGUGAGGCCACCGGUUGCAAUGCGAAGGGCUUCACCGGCACCAUCUCCAUGUGAGUAUACGAUGCUUUUCUCGACAGUUUAGCCUCGGCAACUACCUUUUCCAAUGUACGGGGUUGGAGCCUCCCGACAUUCCUACUAAUUGUAUUGCUUUUGUAGCAGCCGAGAGAAAGGGAGAAUCGUCAUUUUUUUGGGGGCAACAUGCUGCCUAAGUAAUAACUAAGUUCUUCUACAAAUGGUGUAGCCGUACAAAGGAGCAUUACAAAAUCGAAGGAAUGAAUUUUGAUGCCGGAAGGGCAUGCCUCGCCAAGCGAGUACAUAUAUAAGUAAUUUAUCGUGUUCUUGUAUAUAGGUGGCUAAAUGCAUCGGGGUCAAAGUCACGUAGGUGACAGGCCCGCGAUGGUAUGGAUACAUUGUAAGAUCUCCUCUCCGAGAAGGGGACAACGAUAAUUUAAGAACUUUUUGUUUUCGUUUCUAA
Molecule: messenger RNA, 2156 nt
Organism: Andrographis paniculata
Lineage: Eukaryota; Viridiplantae; Streptophyta; Magnoliopsida; Lamiales; Acanthaceae
Exons: 5
Coding region: 438-1763 (441 amino acids)
Source: RefSeq, a predicted model, not a curated record